UGCUGGACUGUAGACAGCGUGCCGCUUUUUGUUUUCCUCAGUCCUGACGUAAAGUGCGUACUGAACAUUUUCUAACUAAAGUUUGCUGCGUCAUGAGUAGUGGUGAAACGGUGGUUGUCACAGGUUUUGGACCUUUCAGACAGUUUCUAGUAAACCCCAGCUGGAAGGCGGCACAGGGGUUGGAGGUGGUCGGACUGGGAGAGCAUUUGAGUGUUUACAUCAAAGAGUUACCAGUUAGUUAUGAGAAGACUCAACGAAUCAUUGCUGAGAUCUGGCAGACUGUGAAACCAAAGUUUGCUAUCCAUUUAGGCAUUGCCAGAGGAUCCAGUGCUGUCAUUCUGGAGCAAACAGGGAAGAACUGCGGAUACAGGGACAAAGAUGUGUGCGGCUACUGUCCAAAGAGUUUCUGCUGUGUGGAGGGAGGAUCAGAGAAGCUGGACUCAAUUAUUAACAUGAGAGUUGUCUCCAAAGAGUUUCAACGUGCAGGGAUGGAUGUCAUUUAUUCAAGAGAUGCCGGCAGAUAUCUGUGUGAUUUUGCAUAUUACUGCUCGCUGUAUCACGGUCAGAGGAGGGCAGCCCUCAUCCACAUUCCCUCCACUGGUAGUCUGAGCUCAGCUGACAGACUGGUACCUCUGCUGCAGACCCUCAUUAAGGCCAUGCUUUGUCAGGAUCUUUUAGAAAUGGAGCAAACGGACGACAGCAGCCACAGCUUCUGUAGGUAGACCUACUAAUAAAGUUCAUUUGGAUGAGAAAGCUCAGCCACACUCAGAGUUCUCA
Messenger RNA from Cheilinus undulatus (humphead wrasse), 777 nucleotides. RefSeq names its product pyroglutamyl-peptidase I like (gene pgpep1l). Gene Ontology annotation, cellular component: cytosol. Lineage: Eukaryota; Metazoa; Chordata; Actinopteri; Labriformes; Labridae. The transcript is spliced from 5 exons. Gene Ontology annotation, molecular function: pyroglutamyl-peptidase activity. Bases 93 to 722 code for a protein of 209 amino acids. The record is from RefSeq and is a predicted model, not a curated record. Gene Ontology annotation, biological process: proteolysis.